Ostrinia nubilalis (European corn borer) is the source of this 8756-nucleotide messenger RNA. RefSeq lists its product as uncharacterized. Gene Ontology annotation, biological process: positive regulation of transcription by RNA polymerase II. Bases 1 to 5508 code for a protein of 1835 amino acids. The transcript is spliced from 22 exons. The record is from RefSeq and is a predicted model, not a curated record. Gene Ontology annotation, molecular function: transcription coactivator activity. Gene Ontology annotation, cellular component: mediator complex. NCBI's taxonomy places the organism in Eukaryota, Metazoa, Arthropoda, Insecta, Lepidoptera, Crambidae.
AUGCAGUGCGCCGCGCCCGCCGGCGGCGCCGCCUCCGCCCUCGCGCGCGCCGCCCAGCGCGCCGCGCAGCCGCCGCCGCCCGACGAGCUGCGCCUCAACCUGCUCGAAUACUCUGACGGCGGUGUGGCGGCGGCGCGAGCGCUACGGGCGGCGGGCGGCGGCUCGGGCGCGGCGGGCGCGGUGCACCGCUGGCCCUUCAUCGGUGCGCGCGCGCCGCGCUCGUCGAGAGACGUCGUCAGAUUGAUGCGACGCCUCCGGCCGCUGCUCCAAGACGCGAUCCAGAAGCGGUGCUGCGGCGCGCGCAUGUGGGACGGCGUGACGGGCCCGCUCACGUGGCGCCAGUUCCACCGCCUGGCCGGCCGCGGCAACGAGGACCUGUGCGAGCCGCAGCCCGUGCCGCCGCUGCUGGUGGGCCACGAGCGCGACUGGGUGUCUCUGUCGCCGUACGCGCUGCGGCACUGGGAGCGGCUGGCGCUGGAGCCGUACGCGUACGCGCGCGACGUGCAGUACGUCGUGCUGUGCGCCGACCCCGACGCGCUCGCCGAGCCCGCGCGAGCCUUCUUCCGCGACCUGGCCGCCGCCUACGAGGCUUGUCGUCUAGGCCGGCACCGGCCGCUCUCCCGCGUGGCGCGCGACGGCAUCUACCGAGCAGCGCCGGACCGCGACCGCGAGCGCACCGACGACUGGCUCGGCGACACGCCUCCCGGGCGCCUCGGCGACUACUUACGAGCCUACGCCGACGCGCUACGAACCACACUACUGCCUCUACUAGCUUCUGUCAACCUCACGCCAGCGGCACCAGCGCCGCGCCCGCCCGCGUCCGACCAGACCACGCCCACCGCUACGGACGAAGAAUCCAACGCAGCGUCCGCUACGGGUUGCGUCAACUCCUUCGAGGAGGACGAGAGCGGGCCGCCGGCGCUAGUGUUGUAUUUAGUGGAGCCGCCGGCGUCGCACGCGCAUAGGCCCGCUGCGCUGCAUGCGUUGUUAAGGCUAGCGGCGCGGGCGCAUCACCAUCUGGCGCACCAUAACCCGCUCAUCAAGAUCAUCUCCCUAGAAGGCAUCUGCGAAGCCUGGGGCAUGGGCGCGGGCGCGGCGGGCGAGGGGACCGCGGGCGCAGGGGGCGGGGCCGAAGCGCGCGCGCUGGCCUUCAGCGUGUUCAGCGGCGCGCGCCGGCUGCUGGCGCACACGCCCAACGGCAAGUCGCUCACCGGCUUCGGGACCGCGGCCGACGCCAACCUCUUCCUAGGGAAUAAGGACGUGAGCGGGACUGAAGCGCGCGCGCUGGCCUUCAGCGUGUUCAGCGGCGCGCGCCGGCUGCUGGCGCACACGCCCAACGGCGGGACUGAAGCGCGCGCGCUGGCCUUCAGCGUGUUCAGCGGCGCGCGCCGGCUGCUGGCGCACACGCCCAACGGCGGGACUGAAGCGCGCGCGCUGGCCUUCAGCGUGUUCAGCGGCGCGCGCCGGCUGCUGGCGCACACGCCCAACGGCGGGACUGAAGCGCGCGCGCUGGCCUUCAGCGUGUUCAGCGGCGCGCGCCGGCUGCUGGCGCACACGCCCAACGGCGGGACUGAAGCGCGCGCGCUGGCCUUCAGCGUGUUCAGCGGCGCGCGCCGGCUGCUGGCGCACACGCCCAACGGCGGGACUGAAGCGCGCGCGCUGGCCUUCAGCGUGUUCAGCGGCGCGCGCCGGCUGCUGGCGCACACGCCCAACGGCGGGACUGAAGCGCGCGCGCUGGCCUUCAGCGUGUUCAGCGGCGCGCGCCGGCUGCUGGCGCACACGCCCAACGGCGGGACUGAAGCGCGCGCGCUGGCCUUCAGCGUGUUCAGCGGCGCGCGCCGGCUGCUGGCGCACACGCCCAACGGCGGGACUGAAGCGCGCGCGCUGGCCUUCAGCGUGUUCAGCGGCGCGCGCCGGCUGCUGGCGCACACGCCCAACGGCGGGACUGAAGCGCGCGCGCUGGCCUUCAGCGUGUUCAGCGGCGCGCGCCGGCUGCUGGCGCACACGCCCAACGGCAAGUCGCUCACCGGCUUCGGGACCGCGGCCGACGCCAACCUCUUCCUAGGGAAUAAGGACGAAAAAAACCGAGCGCCGUACAAGCUAUUCUCGCCGGCGUGGGUGCUGGCGCCGCCGCGCGCGCUGAAGGAGGUGGCGGAGACGUGGGGCCAGAGCCUCGGCGAGCAGGGCGCCGUGCUGUUCCUGGCCUACUGCCUGUCGCACGACCAGCGCUGGCUGCUGGCCGCCGCCACCGACGCGCGCGGGGAGCUGCUCGACACCGUGGCCAUCAACAUACACGUGCCGCCCAGGUCUCGGUUGCGACGCGGCGGGCCGGCGCGGCGGCUAGGGCUACGCAAGCUGAUGGAUUUUACGCUCGGCGUCAUGAGCCACGCGGCGCAGCCCUGGCGCCUCGUCGUGGGCCGCGUGGGCCGCAUCGGGCACGGCGAGCUCAAAGGCUGGAGCUGGCUUCUAUCUCGCAAGAACCUCGUCCGCGCGUCAUCAGUUCUCCGCGAGCUAUGCGGCGCGUGCGCGGUCCUAGCUCCCAGCGGCGUGCCAGCCAUCGUGUCGGCGUGCCUGGUGUCCACGGAGCCCGACUCGUGCCUGCGGCUCAUGGCGGACCGCUUCACGCCCGACGAGCGCUUCAGCCAGGCCUCCAUUCAGUCGCACCUGCACACGCCGCGAGACGUCUCCGCCACGCAUAUACUCGUCUUCCCCACUUCGGCUACCACGCAGUCAAACCCGAUGCCGUUCGAGCAGCCGAUGGCGAACGGCGUGGAAAACGACAUGAUGUUCCUGGACGUGGACAUGGCCGACGAGGACAUGGGCGAGGACAACAUGGCCGAGCUGCUCAUCGGGGACAUGUUCAACAACAUGUGGCCGCAGGGCUCCCCGCGGGCCUCGCCGCGCCGCCCCGACCUCGAGGAGCCCGGCUCCCCGCCCGCCAGCCACCACCACCACUACCACCACCAGGACGACGCCGCCGCGGUGAGUACACGCGGCCCAGGCUCCCCGCCCGACCGAGAGGAGCCCGGCUCCCCGCCCGCCAGCCACCACCACCACUACCACCACCAGGACGACGCCGCCGCGGUGAGUACACGCGGCCCAGGCUCCCCGCCCGACCGAGAGGAGCCCGGCUCCCCGCCCGCCAGCCACCACCACCACUACCACCACCAGGACGACGCCGCCGCGGUGAGUGCACGCGGCCCAGGCUCCCCGCCCGACCGAGAGGAGCCCGGCUCCCCGCCCGCCAGCCACCACCACCACUACCACCACCAGGACGACGCCGCCGCGGUGAGUACACGCGGCCCAGGCUCCCCGCCCGACCGAGAGGAGCCCGGCUCCCCGCCCGCCAGCCACCACCACCACUACCACCACCAGGACGACGCCGCCGCGGUGAGUACACGCGGCCCAGGCUCCCCGCCCGACCGAGAGGAGCCCGGCUCCCCGCCCGCCAGCCACCACCACCACUACCACCACCAGGACGACGCCGCCGCGGUGAGUGCACGCGGCCCAGGCUCCCCGCCCGACCGAGAGGAGCCCGGCUCCCCGCCCGCCAGCCACCACCACCACUACCACCACCAGGACGACGCCGCCGCGGUGAGUGCACGCGGCCCAGGCUCCCCGCCCGACCGAGAGGAGCCCGGCUCCCCGCCCGCCAGCCACCACCACCACUACCACCACCAGGACGACGCCGCCGCGGUGAGUGCACGCGGCCCAGGCUCCCCGCCCGACCGAGAGGAGCCCGGCUCCCCGCCCGCCAGCCACCACCACCACUACCACCACCAGGACGACGCCGCCGCGGUGAGUACACGCGGCCCAGGCUCCCCGCCCGACCGAGAGGAGCCCGGCUCCCCGCCCGCCAGCCACCACCACCACUACCACCACCAGGACGACGCCGCCGCGGUGAGUGCACGCGGCCCAGGCUCCCCGCCCGACCGAGAGGAGCCCGGCUCCCCGCCCGCCAGCCACCACCACCACUACCACCACCAGGACGACGCCGCCGCGGUGAGUGCACGCGGCCCAGGCUCCCCGCCCGACCGAGAGGAGCCCGGCUCCCCGCCCGCCAGCCACCACCACCACUACCACCACCAGGACGACGCCGCCGCGGUGAGUACACGCGGCCCAGGCUCCCCGCCCGACCGAGAGGAGCCCGGCUCCCCGCCCGCCAGCCACCACCACCACUACCACCACCAGGACGACGCCGCCGCGGUGAGUGCACGCGGCCCAGGCUCCCCGCCCGACCGAGAGGAGCCCGGCUCCCCGCCCGCCAGCCACCACCACCACUACCACCACCAGGACGACGCCGCCGCGGUGAGUGCACGCGGCCCAGGCUCCCCGCCCGACCGAGAGGAGCCCGGCUCCCCGCCCGCCAGCCACCACCACCACUACCACCACCAGGACGACGCCGCCGCGGUGAGUGCACGCGGCCCAGGCUCCCCGCCCGACCGAGAGGAGCCCGGCUCCCCGCCCGCCAGCCACCACCACCACUACCACCACCAGGACGACGCCGCCGCGGUGAGUGCACGCGGCCCAGGCUCCCCGCCCGACCGAGAGGAGCCCGGCUCCCCGCCCGCCAGCCACCACCACCACUACCACCACCAGGACGACGCCGCCGCGGUGAGUACACGCGGCCCAGGCUCCCCGCCCGACCGAGAGGAGCCCGGCUCCCCGCCCGCCAGCCACCACCACCACUACCACCACCAGGACGACGCCGCCGCGGUGAGUGCACGCGGCCCAGGCUCCCCGCCCGACCGAGAGGAGCCCGGCUCCCCGCCCGCCAGCCACCACCACCACUACCACCACCAGGACGACGCCGCCGCGGUGAGUGCACGCGGCCCAGGCUCCCCGCCCGACCGAGAGGAGCCCGGCUCCCCGCCCGCCAGCCACCACCACCACUACCACCACCAGGACGACGCCGCCGCGGUGAGUACACGCGGCCCAGGCUCCCCGCCCGACCGAGAGGAGCCCGGCUCCCCGCCCGCCAGCCACCACCACCACUACCACCACCAGGACGACGCCGCCGCGGUGAGUGCACGCGGCCCAGGCUCCCCGCCCGACCGAGAGGAGCCCGGCUCCCCGCCCGCCAGCCACCACCACCACUACCACCACCAGGACGACGCCGCCGCGGAGCAAGUGGGCACAGUACUGCAGCAGCCUUUAGCCCUAGGCUACAUGGUGUCGACGGCGCCGCUGGGCGGGAUGCCGGCGUGGUGGUGGGCGGGCUGUGCCCACCUGCGCGACGCCUGUCCCGCUUUCCUCAAGAACGCACUGCAUUUGCACGCCGGAAGCCUCCAGUCCGAUGAAAUGUACUCGCUGUCUCUGCGGCACAACCACAACGGGCACCCGCUGGACUCGCAGACCACCACCGACGUGCUGAGAUACGUGCUAGAAGGCUACAACGCGCUAUCGUGGCUGGCGCUGGAUGGCAGCACGCACGACCGGCGCUCCUGCCUGCCGCUGCACGUGCAGGUGCUCAUGCAGCUGUACCACACCGCCGCCGCGCUCGGCUAGCCGCCGCCGCCGGAAUAUAACAUCACGCCGGAAUAUAACACCGCGCCGGAAUAUAACACCGCGCCGGAAUAAGGAGCUGGCGCGCAAUUAACACAGCAAGCGCUACGACUGCCUAGUGACCAUACUGGUUUCAAACAAGGCUGUCAGUUGGCGUGCGCUGUGCCGUCAGCUCUACAGACAGCACUACGACUGCCUCUCUGCAAUAAAGUGACCAAUGGCUGCAAACAACAGAAGCGGCGACGUCUAGUGCUACUACCCGUUAUAAGUGGCAUCUAUCCUACCAUUAGUGGCGCCAUCUUUACUAUCAGAUCACGUAGUGCAAUCUUCAAGUGAUCGCAAGUGCAAAUCUACAACGAGUAAUGGUGUCUUAUAAUAUCAGUGCGGCGUGGUGUUCAGUUUGUGCGUGAAGUGUAACGUAGUGCAAGAGACAGUGAGUGGAACGGCGGCGGGUUUAUGGUUACGCGUGACUGCGCUCGUACCUGUUCGUUAGGCUAGAAUUGUUGUGCACGUGCAGUACAGUUAGCGGCGAAAGUGGCUCGAAGCGUUUCGAGCCGUCGCCGCCGGCUGCGCCGAGCCGGCCGGCCCCGACGACCGCGCGGCUCCUGUUAAAUUAUUAUUUAUUUUCAUUAUUUAUUGUUUGACCACGAGCGCGGCCCGGGGCGGCGCCGGCCGGCCGGUACUUAGGUAAAUUAAUAUAGGACGGGCCGUCGCCCGGUGUUGGCGUCUCAUCCAAAGAUAGUCGCGUCGAACCUCGACUGCGGCGGUGACCAGUGGCGUCGCGGUCACUCUGCCUAGUGCUCUAGUUACUACAAGUUGUCGCUGAAAGUGCCCGAUCGCACGAUUAGGAAAAUAGUGAUAGCGCGUGUAACCGAUGCAUUUUGUAAUAUUUUUAUCUUGAUAAUAAUCCGAUACACUUGUAUGUAUUAUAGUUUCUCUGAUAAAUUUUACUUUUACGAGCAACUUUUAGUAAGUAGAUAGGUGAAUGACCAGACGAGAUGUUACCACAAUGGAAUCCAUCAAAUAUCAACUAUUUAUAUAUUAUAUAGAAAAAUUUUAAAAUUGCUAGAUAAGCCGGGUAUACUAGUUUGUUAUAGUUUGAUAUGACACUUGGAGGUCCAAUUUGGCAUGAGAUUAUUUCUCAUUAAAGGGCAUUUCAUUUUCAUUAAUUGAAGUUUCUACUAAAGGAACAACUUCCAUUCUGUCUUUCUAUACGUUAAUACUUCCUGAUCUCUCCAUUUGAAAUUAUCAUGAACCUCAUUUUGUGUAGACUAGUACCCAUUUUAUGGUAUUUUUAUGGAGCAGUGAAAAUUAAUUUAACAUUACAAGCUUUGUGUAGUGUAAGAUCAUGUUUGAUAGCCAUUUUAAUGCCCAUCUGUUAAUUUUAUUGUAUCAAUCUCUUAAACUGAAGAAUUUAUGUAUUAUUUUUAACCUUUUAGUGUUUUAGAAUGUUUUUACUCAAUCAUGGCAGGUGAUAUGAUCUGCUUUAACAGCUCAACUACGCAAACAUUUUGUACGGAAUAUUUUUAACAUACAAUUGUUAUUGACAAUUAAGUCCUGGCAUUCUUAUAAACUGCCCUGAAUCUUUAUAGCUCAGAACAGGUAUUGUUAUAUCUUUGCUGAAUUUAAAAAUAUUUUUUUUUACUCAUUCGUUUAUGUGCCGUACACGCCCUAUUUAUUUUGUUUUUAUCAACAUCUUGAAGCAUUGUCUCAUAGAUGUUAUCAGUAUGCAUGAGUAGUGCGACACUGCAUAGAGUAGUCGAAGCGUAGUUCCGGCGGACAUACGUCACAAGUUAUCUACUGAAGUUUUAAUAUUACUAUUACGUUGUUGUGCUAUGUAUAAUGUAAUAUAUAAUUUUAUUUUACGUUAUUGUAAUAAACCGGUAUGAAUUACCAAAGGAGUUAGCUAUGUGUAGUGUUUUUAGAUAUUUUAACAUCUUUAUUGAAUAGGACUCCACAGACCAUCUCGUUUGACAGGGUUCUCAUUUCGCCAUCGCGUUAUACUACAAAAUACAAAAUCAUCAUCGUUGACAUUCGUUUUACUCAUUAAAGUGUAUUAUUUUUAUAAGAUUUUUACUUCGAAUCCAUGGAACUUUUAUCGUUUUAAUUUCGAGCUUUAUUCGUAUUCGCAAUCACGUAGGUUUACAAAUUAGUGACAAUUAUAUUAGACGAAUUGACCAUUUUGACUUAGCAGCUGGGUAAUUCGCUCAUGUACAGUACAGCGUCCCGAGGGCACAACGGGCAGCGGGCUCGCAGACGGUCUUAUACACAGAAAUGCUAGAUUAUCUUAUGACAAACAAACCUCUGGUUUAAUGCUAUAAUAAGUAACACCAAUAGUUUACGUUUAGAUAAAUAGUUGUAAAGAGAGCCCCCUAGAUCAUGUUUGAGUAGCGUUUGUAUAAUUAGACGUCGUCGUUUUAUAAAGAUGUAACGGAGCGACCGCCGCGACGGCGAUGUUGAUUCGCCGAAUCUCCGACAGUUUGGUAGUUAUAUAAAAUUUUCUAUUUUAAUAUAUUAUUAAAGCGUAAGUAGGGAGGUGUGCCGUGCAAGCGUGUAAAUAUGUCCGACGCGUUACUCGCCGGUCGACGUGAUCCUUGUUCCCGCGCCCAGUCGGUGGGAGUCGGAAGUCGGCUUAUCGAACUGAACAAAUUUACCGAAAUCUAAAUUGGUUCAAGUAAUGUGAAGUCCCGUUUUGUUGCUUAGUGUCUAAAAAUUGGUUUGCCAGCGCCAGCGGUCCGGCCGCCAAUUAACUGAAUUACGCCUAGUUGAAUAUGAAAUGUUUUAAAUGUGUUACAGCAUUUGAGAAUAUUUAAUGAUGUUGUAUAUAGUUUAUAUUUUGUUUUUGUAAACGACAUUUUGUAUAUAGGAUCGACGUAAUUAUUUGCCCACAUUGCCGAUGUAUAAUGGAGCACGUUUUAAAGAAACCACUCGUAAUAUUUUGUACAGUUGUUAGGUGAGGUUUGUAGUUGAAUGAAUUAUUUUAGUUUCGUUUUUGACCUCUUUUUGUUAUUGUGAAUUUGUCAAUUUUUUUAGGGAAUUGGGAUUGUACUGUAAAUAGACCACACCAUUUUGUCAAAUAUUAGUUGUAAGCGGUCAAAUCUGAUGAUUGAUGGAAAUCAAAUUUUCUAAACGGAGCAAUCAUUAGAAAUUCAUAAAACAAACUUAGUGUAAUACUUGAUAUUAAUAUAACUUUAUAAAUAACUGUGAAAAUAGGUAAUAAUAAUUAUGAAUAAAAUAUUACAUAUUUAAAA